AUGAGCAAGAUGUCUAGUGUCGCCAGUCCGCCCAAACCUGCCCGCGUUGGCAGGGAGGGAGGGCUCGUUUUGAAUGAUGGUGCUGAUCUACGGGGUCUCUCUUUUGGACGCGGGCUGUCGAGUCAUCACUGUUCCAACAGUCGACAAAGCCCUUCUGAUCAUUUCCAGACAUCGCGUCAUGAAGCCUCGCAGAGCUCUUCUAGUUCAGACUUUAACCUCCCGUCAAGCAAGAAGCAGAAGCAAAAACAUGUGAAAGUCGAAUCUUUGAUUGAAACCCCAUCAGAGGCUGAGAAGAUACAGAUCAAGGUCCCUCCUAAUACAAUGUCAUCGAUCCAUCCAGAAUCUGGUCAUUCUGCCCAUCCUUCGCUGAUCGUUUCUACAAUCGGUCCCUCUGAUGCAGGUUAUCCAUGUGCCCAGGAUAACAAGACAACAGAGCUCCGUCGACUCAAGCAGGAGCUUCUUGCUGCCAAUUCCAAAAUUGCAUUGCAGGAGCAAGAGCUAGCUCAUACUCGUGUCAUCAAGCAUACCCUAGAUCAAGCUUUGGGCUCUCCAUCAGAGGCAGAUUUCGGCGACCGUGAGAUAACCGAACAAACCAUCGCACAUUUACAGAGUGCCUUCAAUGCAUCAAAUCAUCCAUUCGGUCAAUUUCAGGAUGCAUGGAAUGUACAGGAUGACUCACAGUCCGAUAUCUCGGAUGCGUUGUCUGCUGGAGCAUAUAACCGCGCGCAAGGGCUUUGGAACCAGCAUAGCCAUCUGUCUUCCGGAAUGAACACCAUUGAACCUUCUUUUGACAAGCAAUAUGAUGACUCUGCUCAGACAUCUAACUCCAUGACUCAUGACCCAACUCGACUUUGGGGUGGCUCUACGCAUCCUGCGUUUGCCACUCAUGGACCGCUGCACACACAUCGGGUGCUUUCAGGACCCUCGGCCGGUACAUAUGGAUUCUAUUCUCGAUCUCCAGAUGAACAAGCCCGAUUUUUACAAGGUCCCAACACUGGAGCUCGUGGAUCAGCCACACAAUCGAACCGGGGUGGAACCUUUGUACCAUCUCCAAGCACCCUGUGCAGUAGCUUUGUAUCGAGGCCUCCAAGUGAAGCAGCUCCCGAGUCCCCUUCUUUGCCGACUGCCAGAUCCUCGAGCGCCUUCCCGCCAAUUGGAAUAUAUUCCAUGCCUUCGUUUCACACUCGACCUGUUGCAACGGCACUCUCUCCAACUGCCACGGAGUUUACAACGACUAUUACAGCCGGAACCCCAUGGGCCACGUCAUUGGGCGGUGGAAGCUCCCUUCAAACCUACGUGUCACCCCUUGAGCCCCUGAACUAUCGGCGGCUUCUCGACAAGAAUGUUUCAUGUGACUGGAAAUACAUUGUGGACAAGAUAGUUUGCAACAACGAUCAACAGGCAUCUAUUUUCCUGCAACAGAAACUCAAGGUCGGCAUGACUGAGCAGAAAUACGACAUUGUCGACGCAAUUGUCAGCAAGGCAUAUUCUCUGAUGAUCAACCGUUUCGGCAACUUUCUAGUUCAGCGCUGUUUCGAGCAUGGAAGCCCGGAGCAAGUUGUUGCUAUUGCCAACGCAAUCAGAGGCCACACGCUCAAUCUGAGCAUGGAUCCUUUUGGAUGUCAUGUUAUCCAAAAAGCAUUCGACUGUGUGCCCGAGGAACACAAAGCUGUCAUGGUCCACGAGCUUCUUUGCAGGAUUCCGGAGACGGUGAUUCAUCGGUAUGCAUGUCAUGUUUGGCAGAAGUUGUUCGAGCUUCGGUGGAGCGGUGCGCCACCCCAGGUCAUGGCCAAGGUGAACGAAGCAUUGCGCGGAAUGUGGCAUGAGGUCGCAUUGGGUGAGACUGGAAGUCUGGUUGUCCAAAACAUUUUUGAGAAUUGCGUGGAAGAAGAGAAGCGGCUCGCCAUUGAAGAAGUUUUGGGUAAGGUCGACGUCCUUGCACAUGGUCAAUUCGGGAACUGGUGCAUUCAGCAUAUUUGUGAGCAUGGCGCUCCUCACGACAAAGGCCGCGCUAUCGAGCAUGUCCUUCAUUUUGCUGUGGACUACAGUAUGGACCAGUUUGCAUCCAAGAUAGUCGAAAAAUGUUUGAAAAUCGGAGGCUCUGAGUUCCUGGAUCGCUAUCUUUCUCGAGUCUGCAUUGGCCGCGCUGAUCGACCUCGAAUGCCACUAAUUGACAUCGCUGGAGACCAGUAUGGCAACUACCUGAUUCAAUGGAUUCUGAUGAACGCCGCCACCCAUCAGCGUGAAAUCGUUGCCAGUCAUAUUCGGAAACACAUGGUCUCUCUUCGCGGGUCUAAGUUUGGCUCUCGUGUCGCGAUGCUCUGUUGCAACCCGUCUCAUGCCACGCGCCCUGGUCCCGGAACCGGCAUGCAUGUAGGCCGUUUCAAUCAAUUCAAUGAGGAAAGAUUCCCUUCAAAUGGACCGAGCGGCGGCCGCCUCAACCGAGGCAAUCAAUGGGGCUCUGCUUACACGCCGUUCCGUUGA
Molecule: messenger RNA, 2484 nt
Organism: Penicillium atrosanguineum
Lineage: Eukaryota; Fungi; Ascomycota; Eurotiomycetes; Eurotiales; Aspergillaceae
Product: Pumilio-family RNA binding repeat-containing protein
Exons: 7
Coding region: 1-2484 (827 amino acids)
Biological process (GO): post-transcriptional regulation of gene expression
Cellular component (GO): cytoplasm
Molecular function (GO): mRNA 3'-UTR binding
Source: RefSeq, a predicted model, not a curated record